Molecule: messenger RNA, 603 nt
Organism: Haemonchus placei
Lineage: Eukaryota; Metazoa; Nematoda; Chromadorea; Rhabditida; Trichostrongylidae
Source: the annotation of a GenBank genome assembly
UUGAGAUACCGUCCCGGACUUGAUCUUGUCGUGAAGUCGCUAACUGCUACGAUUGGUCCACGUGAGAAGAUAGGGAUAGUUGGUAGAUCGGGAGCAGGAAAAUCGACUGUAACGCUUGCGCUUUUCCGUGUUAUAGAGCCUUCUGAAGGGCGUAUCAUCAUUGACGGAAUUGACAUCGCGAAGCUGGGUUUACAUGAUUUGAGAACUCAUUUGACAAUCAUACCACAGGAUCCUGUUCUUUUUUCAGGAACUCUCCGUUUCAACCUGGAUCCUUUCGGUAGUUACACAGAUAGCGAGUUAUGGGAUGCUCUUGAAAUGGCUAACUUGAAGUCUUUCGCUUCGGAGCAGCAAAACCAAUUGAACUGUACAAUCAUGGAAGGUGGAGAAAAUAUGAGUGUGGGCCAGCGUCAACUAGUGUGCUUGGCCCGCGCACUGCUACGCAAAACACGUGUUCUCGUGCUCGACGAAGCCACGGCCGCAGUGGACAUCGGCACAGAUGCUCUUAUUCAACGUACAAUCAAGAGGGAAUUCUCUGGCAGCACCGUUCUGACAAUUGCUCACAGAAUUAGUACGAUAAUGGACUAUGACAGGUUUGCAAAGUAG